ACGACUUUCCCUUGGAUUUAAAAAUGACAGUUGUCAUCCGUCCAGCCCGAGCCACUAGAAUGGCAGCUCACCUCCGAGUUGUAGAGGAGCCAAAUCCCCGACUUUCUACCUAAUGUACCAAAUCUCUUUCGUUGUCGUAGAGAAGGACGAAAUUUGUACCGCAAGUCAGCCGGCCACGACGACCACCCAUUACGAGCUAGUGGAGCUUAAGGGAUGUAAAUGGUCAAAGACGACUCUGCCUCGUCUCUCUUCUUCUUCUUGCGCACUGAGAAUGAGGAAGGAGUGAAACAAUGGAACCCUCCAUGGGCACGACCUCAAGAACCCAACUCAUUUUGCUCUUCUUCUUCGUCGCCCUCUCGUUCUUGCUUAGCUUCUGCAUCUGCAGCGACCCUAUUUACCUCGGCCACAUUUGCCCAGACACAAUUCCUCUUUUCAGUUCCAACAGCACCUACCAGUCCAACCUCAAAACCCUUCUCUCUUCUCUCUCUUCCAACGCCACCUUCAACUCCAAUAACUCCUACUCCAACGCCACCGUCGGCCAGAAUCGCGACACCGUUUACGGCCUCUACUACUGCACAGGCUAUGUCACCUUCGAUGUGUGCAGCAAUUGUGUCAACUUCGCUGCUGUGGACCUUCCCCGGCGCUGCCGCAACCGGAAAAUCAGUUAUAUUUGGUACAACGAGUGUAUGUUGCGCUACUCCUACCUUUCCUUCUUCUCCACCGUCUCCGUCUCCCCUUCAUUCAUGUUGUAUAACCCUCAUAACAUCUCUGACCCAACUCGAUUUUCUAAGCUCUUGGGUGAUACAAUGGACGAGGCCGCCACUGAAGCUUCCCCCAAGUUAGAGAGAUUCGCCAUUAAAGAAGCUAAUUUCACAAAUUCUCAGACACUGUAUUGUAUGGUUCAGUGUAGCCCUGAUUUGUCAGGGAAGGACUGUAACAGUUGCCUUGUGGGUAUCAUCGCUGAGCUCCCCAGUAGUUUUAAUGGUUUGCAAGGUGGAAGGAUUCUCAAUCCCAGUUGUAAUAUCAGGUUUGAGAUGUACCGUUUCUUCCCGGUCACAGCUUCGGCACUUUCUCCUACCCAUAAUCUUCUCCCUCCGCCGCCUCCGGGGAACGGAGCGACCACUGCUUCGCCUCCUAGUAACAGAACUACCAUUCCAGAAAAUGAAGGAAAUUUUUCCAAGAAAAUAGUUGCCAUUGUUGUUCCCAUUGUUGUGGCAGGAGUGAUUCUUUUCUCUGUUCUCUUGUAUUGUUUUCUAAUUCGGAAGAAAAAGCAGGAUCCCUCAAAGGAGAAUGGUUUGUGCAUAGGUGGCAACACAAUUGAAGCAGAAUCAUUGCAAUUUGAUUUUAGUACAGUCCUUACAGCCACGGACAACUUUGCAGAUGUAAAUAAGAUUGGUGAAGGAGGAUUUGGUGAAGUUUUCAAGGGUAAAUUUCCUAAUGGACAAGAAAUUGCUGUGAAGAGGCUCUCAAGAUACUCAAGGCAAGGUGCAGAAGAAUUCAAGAAUGAGGUUCUCCUAGUUGCAAAGCUUCAACACCGGAAUCUAGUCAGGCUCUUGGGAUUUUGCUUGGAGGGAGAGGAGAAGAUACUCAUCUAUGAGUUUGUACCCAACAAAAGCCUUGACUAUGCCCUAUUCAACCCUGAGAAUUGUGUGCAGUUAGAUUGGCAGAGUCGUUACAAGAUCAUAAGCGGGAUUGCUCGGGGACUCCUUUAUCUUCAUGAAGAUUCCCGCCUUCGAAUUAUUCAUAGAGACCUUAAAGCAAGCAAUAUCUUGUUAGAUUGGGAAAUGAAUCCCCAGAUUUCAGAUUUUGGGACAGCAAGAAUUUUUGGCGUAGACCAAACUCAAGCAAGAACAAAUAGAAUAAUUGGGACUUAUGGUUAUAUGCCUCCGGAGUAUGUAAUUCAUGGGCAGUUUUCAGCCAAAUCAGAUGUGUUCAGCUAUGGCGUAAUAGUUUUGGAGAUUGUAAGUGGAAAGAAGAAUGGCAGUUUAUAUGAAACAGACUCUGCUGAGAGCCUUAUGAGCCAUGCAUGGAGACAUUGGACUGCAGGAACCGCCUUUGAGUUGAUUGACCCAAUUAUGAGAGAAAAUUGUUCAAGAAGUGAAAUUAUGAGAUGCAUUCACAUUGGGUUAUUGUGUGUUCAGGAAGAUGUAGCUGACAGACCCACAAUGGCAUCUGUAGUUCUCAUGUUGAACAGCUUCUCAGUUACUCUCAUGUCACCCUCACAACCUGCAUUUUUUGUGCGAAGCAGAAUGGAUUCAGAUCAAUCUAAAAGUAGGUCGAUACCAUUAUCUGCCAAUGAAGCUUCGAUCAGCGAGUUAGAGGCCCGAUAAUGUGAGUGGAUUAAAGGUGAUGUAGAAUAAAUGUUUUGUGCAACAUGCAGUGUAUGCCUUGAAUGGAGAUAAUCAAUUCACUGAAGCAAGUGAAGGGAAAGCACAUAUUCCUAUAAGCAAGGAACGAGAAGGACUUUGUAACCAAAGGUAUAGAGCUUAGUAUAGAGCUUAGUCACAAAAAACAUAAAUGAUCAAGUAAAGAUGCAGCCUGAGAUGCAAGGUGGUCAGCAGCUUUUUUCUAUUCGCGGAUAUAAUCCUGAAGUCAGACUUUCUCAGUUGGUUUGAGAAGUUUUUGACAAUUUAUCAGAAGUGUAAUGUACCUGGAGGGAUAAAUUGCAAUACAUUGGACUUUAUUUGAAUCUCAUUUCUUAUUUUUGGGCCA
Molecule: messenger RNA, 2712 nt
Organism: Macadamia integrifolia
Lineage: Eukaryota; Viridiplantae; Streptophyta; Magnoliopsida; Proteales; Proteaceae
Product: cysteine-rich receptor-like protein kinase 10
Exons: 7
Coding region: 291-2330 (679 amino acids)
Biological process (GO): protein phosphorylation
Molecular function (GO): ATP binding; protein kinase activity
Source: RefSeq, a predicted model, not a curated record